Molecule: messenger RNA, 1673 nt
Organism: Pogoniulus pusillus (Red-fronted tinkerbird)
Lineage: Eukaryota; Metazoa; Chordata; Aves; Piciformes; Lybiidae
Gene: CFAP410
Product: cilia and flagella associated protein 410
Exons: 7
Coding region: 41-796 (251 amino acids)
Biological process (GO): mRNA splicing, via spliceosome; cytoskeleton organization
Cellular component (GO): U4/U6 x U5 tri-snRNP complex
Molecular function (GO): protein binding
Source: RefSeq, a predicted model, not a curated record
CGCCCCUGGCGACGGCGCCGCGGGGCGGCCGUGCCCGGCCAUGAGGCUGACGCGGGCGGCCGUGCUUGCGCGAUCGAAAGCCGCCGCGCUCGACGGUGUCCGCCGCCUGAACUGCUGGGGCAGCCACCUGACCGAUAUAUCGAUAUGCCGGGAUUUGCCCAACAUCGAGGUGAUCACGUUCAGCGUGAAUGGCAUCUCCGACCUCGAGCCACUGAACCAGUGCCAGAAUCUGAGUGAACUCUAUCUGAGGAAGAACAACAUUGCAAGCCUAAAUGAGCUCUUCUACCUCAAAAGCCUGCCCCGGCUGAGGGUUCUGUGGCUGUCAGAAAAUCCCUGUUGUGGCUCAGACCCCCACCGCUACCGGAUGACGGUGUUGCGUAACCUACCCGGCCUGCAGAAGCUUGAUAACCAAGCUGUGACGGAGGAAGAACUGUCCCAGGCGCUGGUGGAUGGUGAGGAGAUCACAGCUCCACCAGCUAGGAGGAACGUGGAGAAUGGCUGCCCUGAAUCCAGUGCAGCUGAGUCCACAACAGAGACUGAGCGUGAACUGCUGAACUUCAGUCUGGAGGAGACAAACAAAAUCCGAGAGGAGCUCGGCAUGAAGCCUCUUCCCAGGGAUAAGUUUUCAUCCUUUUCACCUCGAGAGACAGACUGCAACAGAAAGAAGAGGAACAAUGUCCUGAAUGCCAUCCUGCUUCUCACGAAGGAACUGGACACUGAGGGUCUGGAGAUUGUUCAGCAGACAGUGGGGAGGAGGCUCCAGGCCGUUCGGAAGAAGGAGCUGCAGGAGGAGUGACAGUGCCCAUUACAAACCUCUCUGGAGCACCAGCCAGCCCCAGGGUGCUGCUCUGCCUGCACAUGCCCGGGUGCAGCCAAAGCCUCCAUGCUUCCUGCUCUAUUUCCCCUUCAGUGGAGCUGGGACUGGGUGCUGCUGGCUGCCCCUGUAGCUCCUGACAUGGUCCCGUCGUGCGGGGGCUGGCAGUGCCUGCCCUGGCUCUCUGGAGCUUUCCUGCUCGCCUAGCAGGCUCCGUUAACCUUUGUGGCUGGGGUGGUUUGGGGGCAGCAGUCGGUGCAGCGGGAGAGAGGAGGGACGUUGCUGUGUGAUCAAAAGGGAUGGCAGAGCCUGCUGGUGGCUAAAAAGGUCACUGCUGCUCGGUGCCUCCCUGCCGGGCCAGCUCUGUGUGAAGCAGACUCCGAAGGCAGUUUCUACCACAAGAAUUGGCUUUUGUGAAGUCUCUCAGGGAGAUGCUGCCUGGAAUGAUCGCUGAGAGCCGCCUGGUGCAGAUUGAGAAGGACAAAUGUCUACUUUUUAUUUCUCUUCAGCUCCUGACUUCCCCAGGUCCCCAUUAGCACAUGUAGCAUCUGACUUGGCAGUCAGGCAGCCCAGAGAAGAGCUCGGUGCAGCCUGAGACAGAACUUUCUCUUUGCCACAUUCUGAACGCUCAGCUGUGCUCUUACCCCCACAUGCCCCUGCAGGUAUUAGAGCAGCUUAAGGAGCAGUCAGGUCAGAGUUAGAAGCUGUUGUGCUUUCUGCAGUCAGGGGAGGAAAACAAUCCAAGCCUUACUGCCCAGUUUGCACAGGCAGCUGCAUCUACCCAGGUUUGAUAGAGAGCUGUUAAAUACAAACUAAAAACCCUGCGACACACCCAAUAAAACAAAUUAUCCCUCCAGGA